Messenger RNA from Melozone crissalis (California towhee), 1507 nucleotides. It is a transcript of the gene MFSD2A, whose product is annotated as MFSD2 lysolipid transporter A, lysophospholipid. Bases 171 to 1478 code for a protein of 435 amino acids. Gene Ontology annotation, cellular component: membrane. The record is from RefSeq and is a predicted model, not a curated record. NCBI's taxonomy places the organism in Eukaryota, Metazoa, Chordata, Aves, Passeriformes, Passerellidae. Gene Ontology annotation, molecular function: lysophospholipid:sodium symporter activity. Gene Ontology annotation, biological process: carbohydrate transport. The transcript is spliced from 13 exons.
CGGUGUGCAGCAAGCUGUGCUACGCCGUCGGGGGGGCUCCGUACCAGAUCACGGGCUGUGCCCUCGGCUUCUUCCUCCAGAUCUACCUGCUGGACGUGGCGCAGGUGGACGCUUUCUAUGCCUCCAUCAUCCUCUUUGUGGGGCGAGUGUGGGAUGCCAUCACGGACCCCAUGGUGGGGUUCUUCAUCAGCAAAACUCCCUGGACCCGCUUCGGCCGCCUGAUGCCCUGGAUCAUGUUCUCCACCCCUUUCGCCAUCAUCUCCUACUUCCUCAUCUGGUAUGUGCCAGACAUCUCCACAGGACAAGUGAUGUGGUACCUUGUCUUCUACUGUGCCUUCCAGACCCUCGUGACGUGCUUCCACGUGCCUUACUCAGCCCUCACCAUGUUCAUCAGCAGGGAGCAGAGCGAGCGGGACUCGGCCACUGCCUACCGAAUGACCGUGGAGGUGCUGGGCACCGUGCUGGGCACUGCCAUCCAGGGCCAGAUCGUUGGCAAGGUGGACACUCCCUGCGUGGGGAGCCCCUUCUUCUUUGGCUUGACCAACUCCUCGGUGGCCAUGGAGGAGCUGAACAUGACCCACGACACCGGGGGGCUCACAGACACUAGAAAUGCCUACAUGAUCGCUGCUGGGGUCAUCGGGGGGCUCUAUGUCCUCUGUGCCUUCAUCCUGGUGCUGGGCGUGAGGGAGAGGAGAGAGUCCUGUGAGCUGCAGUCGGACGAGCCUGUCUCCUUCUUCCAGGGGCUGAAGCUGGUGAUGAACCACAGGCCCUACAUCAAACUCAUCGCCGGCUUCCUCUUCACCUCGCUGGCCUUCAUGCUGCUGGAGGGAAACUUUGCCCUCUUCUGCACCUACACCCUGGGCUUCCGCAACGAGUUCCAGAACAUUCUGCUGGCCAUCAUGCUCUCGGCCACCCUGACCAUCCCCUUCUGGCAGUGGUUCCUGACCCGAUUUGGGAAGAAGAGUGCUGUCUACGUGGGCAUCUCAUCUGCCAUCCCCUUCCUCAUCCUCGUGGUUCUCCUGGACAGUAACCUCUUUGUCACCUACCUGGUGGCCGUCGCCGCUGGCAUCAGCGUGGCAGCCGCCUUCCUCCUGCCCUGGUCCAUGCUGCCUGAUGUCAUCGAUGACUUCAAGCUGCAGCACCCCAGCUCCCAUGGCCACGAGGCCAUCUUCUUCUCCUUCUACGUCUUCUUCACCAAGUUCACAGCUGGGGUGUCCCUGGGCAUCUCCACGCUCAGCCUGGACUUUGCAGGGUACCAGACCAGGGGCUGCUCCCAGCCUGGCCAGGUGCAUUUCACCCUGAAGAUGUUGGUGUCUGCCGUGCCCGUGGGGCUGAUCCUGCUCAGCCUGCUGCUCUUCAAGCUCUACCCCAUCGACGAGGAGAAGAGGAGCAAGAACAAGAAAGCCCUGCAGGAUUUAAGGGAGGAGAGCAACAGCAGCUCGGAGUCGGACAACACAGAACUGGCCAGCAUUGUGUGACCCGGGCUGGGGCUGGCUGCUCACCCUGG